Molecule: messenger RNA, 1795 nt
Organism: Biomphalaria glabrata
Lineage: Eukaryota; Metazoa; Mollusca; Gastropoda; Planorbidae
Product: organic cation transporter protein-like
Exons: 12
Coding region: 107-1777 (556 amino acids)
Biological process (GO): transmembrane transport
Cellular component (GO): membrane
Molecular function (GO): transmembrane transporter activity
Source: RefSeq, a predicted model, not a curated record
UGGAGCCCGUAUGCAACAUACACUAUGAAAACAAAACGAGCCAGUACUUUGAGGCCCGCCAUCGAAAUUAAACCUGGAGUGUUGUGAGCGGGGACAGAGAAAUACAAUGGAGCAAGACGAGAGCAGAUUUGAUGAUGUGUUUAGAUCUCUCAAAUGGAAUGGGUUUUAUCAAAUGUCUCGAUGCCUGGUCUUGUUGCUGUCUUCCGUGAUACUGGCUUUCAAUCAACUUUCAAUCAUAUUUAUAGGCAACGUUCCAGGCUACCAGUGUCGAGAGCUUCAGAACCUCAACGUUACUGUUAACAAUGUUACCGUGGACGUCCUGUCUGACGCCAAUCACAGCAGCUACAACGUAACAUACAAUCAAUGCUCCAUCGACGUCAAGAAUGCCACUGACGUCAUUCUCAGUGCUGACUGCAAAGGCUAUGACUAUGAUGAUGAUGUGUCCAAGUCAUUUGUGUCAGAGUGGGACCUGGUCUGUGAAAAAGAAAUCAUGUCGGACAAUGUGCAAGUAUUCUACAUGCUUGGGGAAAUAGUCGCAUCACUAUUUCUGUCCCAGUUGUCUGACAACUAUGGACGAAAGCCAACAUUGGUCUGGUGCGGCGUGCUGUCUCUGAUAACUUCAGGCAUAUGUUCUUUUCCACCAAACUUGGUGUUCCUCAUCGCGUUCAAGUUCCUUACAGGAGUUUUUCUUACAACGUCAACCAAUUCAGCGUACACUCUGCUGACAGAAAUGAUGCCUACAGACUUCAGAGCUGUGCCAGAGACGAUUAAAGCUUUCUUCUAUCUGACCGCCAUGUUGAUCACUUGUUUGAUCGCCUUCCUGAUAAAAGACUGGCACUGGGUGCAGAUGACUCUAGCCCUCCUGUCUACCUACGUACUAGUUUUACAUUGGUUUACUGAUGAGUCUAUCAUCUGGCUUUGUACUACCAAGAAAUACACACAGGCUGAAGAAACUAUACGAAAGAUAGCUAGAAUAAAUCAAGUGGACCCACGGGAAGCAUUACAGGCAAUGAGAAAGUCCGCAGAUGAAGAGAACUCUGAGAGUCAACACCUGAUCGCAGGAAAUACAACGAACUGGUUGGACUUUGUCAGGAACAAGAACUUGUUGAAAUUGUUGCUGAUAUCCUCAUUGCUGAGGUACAAAACUGAGACUCUGGUCUGGGACGAACGAAAACAAAUGUUUGUGGCUACAGUAGGAAAUCAUGGUCUUGUUUUCACUUCUGCGUCGUUAACAGAGAACUUCUAUCUGGGCUACUCUCUGGGAACAUUGGUGGAGUAUCCAGCUACACUCCUCUUCUAUCUUGUUGUCAACAGACUAGGGCGAAAGAAAUGUGUGUACAUCUUCCAUUAUAUUGCUGGAACAGUCUUGGUUGUCUCCUCUCUGCUCCUUAUGCCAUUUGCAGAUAACUUUCCUGAAAAAUUUUGGUUAUCUUUUGUCCUGUCGCUGUGUGGAAGAUGGUCUAUAUCAAUAUGUUACCCAGCAGUAGCGCUCUACACCAUGGAACUAUUUCCUACUUGUUUCAGAAAUACUGGAACCGGAACCUCAGAAUUUGCCUCCAGUGUGGGGUCUCUCGUCUCGCCAUAUUUCCGUACACUUAUUAGGCACGUACCGUGGGCACCUAAUAUUAUUUUAGGCACAAUGUGUGUGUUAGCCCCACUCACUAUCAGAGGCCUACCAGAAACUAAAGGGCGAGAACUGCCGCAUACUUUGGAAGAUAUGGACAGAAUAAUGAACAAGCCACAGGAAGAAAUCAAGGAAAACAGAACUCGGGUUUAGUUACGUAUGUAUUUUUUU